GAAUAAGAGAGCACUCGCUGCACCACGUCUUGCACCACGCGUGACCGUAUCCGCGCCAAGAUUUAUUAGUAUGUCAGCAAUCAGCAAAUCAGAGUUCAGAGAAGAAAAGGACACUUUUGGUCCACUCAGAGUACCAUUAGACAGAUAUUGGGGUGCACAAACCCAGCGUUCACUCCAAAACUUCGAAAUCGGUGGUGAACAAGCUAGAAUGCCUGUACCAUUAACCAGAGCAUUCGGUGUUCUCAAGAAAGCAGCUGCUGCUGUCAACAUGACCUACGGUUUGGACGAGAGAAUCGGUAAAGCAAUCAUGGAAGCCGCAGAUGAGGUCGCUACAGGAAAGCUCGACUCACACUUCCCAUUGGUCGUAUUCCAGACUGGUUCAGGUACCCAAACUAACAUGAACUCAAAUGAAGUCAUUAGCAACAGAGCUAUCGAAAUUUUGGGCGGCAAACUCGGUAGCAAAGACCCAGUACAUCCAAACGAUCAUGUCAACAUGUCUCAAUCUUCUAAUGACACUUUCCCAACCGCUAUGCAUGUUGCUGCCGUUUUAGAACUCAACAACUCACUCUUACCAAACUUGACUACUUUGAGAAAUGCACUCGCUGACAAAGCUGAAAGCUGGUCAAAUAUCAUCAAGAUUGGUAGAACUCACUUGCAGGAUGCUACUCCACUCACUCUUGGUCAAGAAUUCGGCGGUUACGCCCAACAACUCACUUACGGUAUUGAGAGAGUUGAAGCUGUCAUCCCAAGACUUAGCUUGCUCGCCCAAGGUGGUACUGCUGUAGGUACCGGUUUGAACACCCGCAAAGGUUUCGAUGUCAAGAUCGCAGAGGAGAUCACCAAGAUUACCGGUGUUCAAUUUAAGACUGCACCAAACAAGUUCGAAGCAUUGGCCGCUCACGACGCUAUCGUCGAAGCUUCUGGUGCGCUCAACACACUCGCCGCAUCUCUCUUCAAGAUCGCACAAGAUAUCAGAUUCUUAGGUUCAGGUCCAAGAUGUGGUUUAGCUGAAUUGUCACUCCCAGAGAAUGAGCCAGGUUCAUCAAUCAUGCCUGGAAAGGUUAACCCAACUCAAUGUGAAUCAUUGACAAUGCUUUGCACCCAAGUUUUCGGUAACCACACAGCUAUCUCUUUCGCAGGUAGCCAAGGUAACUUUGAGCUUAACGUAUUCAAGCCAGUUUUGAUCUCAAACUUACUCACCUCAAUUAGAUUGUUGGCAGAUGGAUGCAGAUCAUUCACCAACAACUGCGUAGUCGGUAUCGAACCAAACGAGUCAAAGAUUAAAGCAAUCAUGAACGAAUCACUCAUGUUGGCAACUUGCUUGAACUCCGAACUUGGUUACGAUAAUGUCGCAAAAGCAGCUAAGAAGGCACACAGUGAGGGUCUCACCCUUAAAGACUCAGUACUCCAACUUGGUUUACUCACUUCCGAACGCUUUGAUGAGCUCGUCAGACCAGAAUUGAUGAUUUCACCAAAGGAUUAAAUAAUUUUUGAUACAUAAAUCUCUAUACAUUGAUUGAA
This is a messenger RNA of Wallemia mellicola CBS 633.66, 1521 nucleotides long. RefSeq names its product fumarate hydratase. The transcript is spliced from 3 exons. The coding region runs from base 71 to 1483 and encodes 470 amino acids. Gene Ontology annotation, biological process: fumarate metabolic process; malate metabolic process; tricarboxylic acid cycle. The record is from RefSeq and is a predicted model, not a curated record. Gene Ontology annotation, molecular function: fumarate hydratase activity. Gene Ontology annotation, cellular component: mitochondrion; tricarboxylic acid cycle heteromeric enzyme complex. NCBI's taxonomy places the organism in Eukaryota, Fungi, Basidiomycota, Wallemiomycetes, Wallemiales, Wallemiaceae.